CCUCAACUUCGAUAUACUUACCUAAUAACUGCGAUAGCCUUAAUGCAGAUUCGGAUAUAUAGGUAGGUGCCUAACUUACAUCAUAAAGACUUUACAUUGAAAGAAAUCACCUAUCAGGUAGAUAAAUUGAUAGGUAAUCGGUAGGUAAUACAUAUUAAUAUAUUAGUAUCUGCUAUCCGCAGCAAAAGCUCCGACGAUGCUGUCAUCAAGUCGAUCGUGAUGCGGAAGGCAAACGCCAUACAUUAUCAUUCUCUCCACAUAUCACGCCUGUUAACCGCUUUCCCCUUCCGUUUGUUCUCCAUCGAUGAAACGGUGUUAUGUCAGACCUCCUCAUUGCAUCUUCCAUUGCAUCUUCCAUUGCAUCUUCGUGACGUCACCUUACUCAUCCCUCAAUAUCCUCUGAUUAUAUGAAGGUCUACGGCCAUAGCUUUAGAUGAGUCUGACCAGUUCUUUCAAUUACAUCCAGGAACCUAAUCCGAGAUCUUCCUCUUCUAUAUUUCAUUAUCACACAAUAACAAUGUCGGCAACCAGAAAUACCGAAUCCUUGUAUAACCAGGGCGAGUUCCGUAGCCGCGUGCCACCCGCAGAACCUCUCACAACUGGCGGGCAUAAACCCGGUGUUAAGGUCGGCAAUGAUGCCGCGCCGGAAUUUCACGCCGAAAAGUAUCCCCCUGGUACCGCGCCCCCGGAAAGCACAUUCCUACCCAAUCCCGUAAACGAGUUCCCAGCCAAGUCUCCAUUGAUCCCUCCCGCGGAUACCCUUGGCGGUACUACAUCUCAAGCCCUCUAUACUGGUCUGGGUAAACCGUUCCAAGGCCAAGUAUCAACUGAGGUGCGCGGCAGUCUACUAGGCGAGGAAAUGAAGAAACGAAAAAAAGAGCAUGCGGGGUUAGAAGGUGUUGGGGCGAGUGAGGGUGGUGAUAUCGCUCGUGAUAAAUGGGUGCGUCAGAAAGGGGCAGACCUGCCUGAGGGCGUGGAGAAAGGCACAAGAGGGAAGGCGAACCCCGAAUAUCCCGGUGCAGAAGACCGCCUCCCGACUGGUGCGGAACAGGUGGCGGCCGACGCGGCCCAGCGCUAAGUGCCGGAGCGCGACUACGACCACACGCAAUCUGGAAACCUCAAAUAGGGAGGUUGUAUAGACUGUAUUAAGUAAUAGCAAGAAGACAAGUAUGCAAGCUGCUUAAUGAAAGUGGU
Molecule: messenger RNA, 1194 nt
Organism: Daldinia vernicosa
Lineage: Eukaryota; Fungi; Ascomycota; Sordariomycetes; Xylariales; Hypoxylaceae
Exons: 1
Coding region: 434-1078 (214 amino acids)
Source: RefSeq, a predicted model, not a curated record